This is a messenger RNA of Branchiostoma floridae (Florida lancelet), 2425 nucleotides long. Its product is annotated as claudin-11-like. NCBI's taxonomy places the organism in Eukaryota, Metazoa, Chordata, Leptocardii, Amphioxiformes, Branchiostomatidae. Gene Ontology annotation, cellular component: plasma membrane. The record is from RefSeq and is a predicted model, not a curated record. The transcript is spliced from 3 exons. The coding region runs from base 134 to 661 and encodes 175 amino acids.
CGAUCACGUGGGAGCCACACCUAGAGCUCGCCGUUUCAUCGUCAGUCUCAUUUUUACAGUGAUUUACUUCCUUGUCGGUCUCUGAUUUUUCUUACUGAUCUUAUCAAGACGUAAAAAAAAGUCCUGUUACAAGAUGAACCAUCUUCUUGUUGGUGGUUUUGGGAGCUCAGUUCUCGGGACGGUGUUGUUCGUGGUGGGGAUAGCGACCCCCGCCUGGAUGUCGGCUGAAGCACAAGGGGCGAAGGAAGAGAUCGGACUGUGGCAGGUCUGCGGGACAUAUUUGGGGGUGACGGCUUGCAGGGCUUACCCAGAUAUCAGUGUGCUGUCCGGUGCCUUCCAUGCCACCCGGGCCUUCGCCAUCAUCGGCUCGAUGGUGCUCUUCGCCGGCGUCUCUCUGGUCGGCUUCGCGGCGAUGAAGAACAUCAACAAAUUCAAGAAGCUCGGCGGUGCCCUGAUCUUCACUGGAGGGAUCUGUGGUAUCCUUGCUGCCGGCAUCUUUACCGGGGACAGCUUGGCUCACGCACAGGGCGUGUCCGUCCCGUUUGGCUACUCCAUGUACCUGACCUGGGCUCAGGCGGUCUUCACGCUCGGAGGAGGCGCCGUGAUCAUCGCUGCCGCGCGCAGGAGCGACGAGGAUGAGAUACCUGCCGUCCGCUUCUAAAAUACAUGCUCCAAUAAUCGAUUUUAUGGAUCCAAGUCCGCAUGCGCAGCGAGAUGCAUUGUGGAUGAUCCUUGUACAUUGAUCUCCAAGCAGAUCCUACGGUAGCAAAAGAUAGUAUCAAAAGCUGGCAGAAGAGUGAAGCCGUCCUAGGAGUGUGUUUGGCUACAUGGCAAAUGUUCAUCUCAUGACGACUACACUCCUUGGCCAGUUUAGUACUAUCUUGUGCCAUCGUAGGAUCUGCUUGGAGACUACAUGUAUGUCAAAGUUGAAUGCCUCUGAGACAUAAACAAAACACGUCUGGAUAUGUAUCAAGCACUUAGCUAUAGACAUAAAAGUGUGAAAAAAAUAUAGCCUUUGGAACUUGAGGUGAAUUUCAGCUGUUACAUUACUGACACCUAGGUCCAUUCCAAAAUUCCCCGGAAAUAUAAGAUCAUGUCUGAUUUUCUAGAAACUAGUAAGAAUCAAUAGUACAUAUAUUUCUCCAACAUAUAUGGGAAUAUCAAGUGAAUCCAUGCGUUUGAUGAAAAUAUAUAGCCUUUGGAACUUGAGGUGAAUUUCAGCUGUUACAUUACUGACACCUAGGUCCAUUCCAAAAUUCCCCGGAAAUAUAAAAUCAUGUCUGAUUUUUCAAAAACUAGUAAGAAUCAAUAGUACAUAUAUCUUUCCAAUAUAUGUAGGAAUAUGAAGUGAACCCAUGCCCUUGACUCAGAAAAACAUCUUUGAUUUUUUUCAAAAACUAGUAAUGGUCAACAGUAUUUGUAAUUUUGUAUGUCUGAAACUUAUGUGAGAAUAUCAAUUGCAUCCUUGCUUCUCACUAAGAAAUAUAGAGUUCGAAAGUACAAGUAAACAUGCUGGCUGUAUUAAUUUGAAUGUUGUAACUUCAGUAUUCCAUGGCUGAGUGCUAUAUGCUACUUGAUUGCCUCAAGCAAUAGAAGUCAUUACAUUUAGAAUUCCCCUUUCUUCAUUAUAUUUGAGGUGAUUGAGGAAAUAUGCGCUUUUGAUCAAGAAAUACAGACUUAAGUUAAUUAAUGUAAGUUGGUCAACCAACAUACAUAUGGAAGUCAUCCUGAAAGGAAACAAGAGGUAUACUAGUAGGUCAUUAGUACUCGUAUCUUCACUAUAGUAUGCAGAGAGACACUUACUCAGAUGAAUAUCAACUCAUUUUUUAAUGAAGAAAUAUAGACUCUGAUUCUUACUGGGAUAGUACAUGAAACUUGAGCGUAUUUGUUAUGUGCUGCAUAUUCACUUGAGUGCAUAAGUAGCUUUACUUACAGAUUGAUUUUUUUGCUAUAACAGUAUAAGGCUAAAGGAGCAAAAUAUUGUUAAGCACUUAAGUAAUUAAUAACUUGCAGAUUUCUGAUUUUAUAUGUCUGCAUACCCUGCCCCCUCCCCCUCACACAUAGAUUACAUGUAUCUGGCUAUUCAAGUGACCCACACCAUAUCAAAGUACUCUAUCAGUAGAAUUGAAGAGUAUGAUAGUUCAAUGAAUUCCUUGUUAACUUUCCACUGUGAAAUGUUUUCUUUUUUCAGAUGGUGUCCGCUCAACAUUGGAAAUAAAAUGAACACUGAAGACUUUUAGUUCUGACAUAUGAUGAUGUACCUUGAACUACCUUCCUAACAAAGGAGUUGAAUGCAACCAUAGGCAUAUUUAUAGUUAAUUGUUUUUUUGAGAAUAUCAUGGUAUUUUAUACAGAGUUUUGGAUUUUCAAUGCAGUGAUUUGUAAAGUUGUUCAUAUACAGUGAAGAAGAAGAAGAGUAUACAUA